Messenger RNA from Erpetoichthys calabaricus (reedfish), 648 nucleotides. RefSeq names its product olfactory receptor 10A3-like. The record is from RefSeq and is a predicted model, not a curated record. The transcript has 3 exons. Bases 40 to 648 code for a protein of 202 amino acids. Lineage: Eukaryota; Metazoa; Chordata; Cladistia; Polypteriformes; Polypteridae. Gene Ontology annotation, cellular component: membrane. Gene Ontology annotation, molecular function: olfactory receptor activity. Gene Ontology annotation, biological process: G protein-coupled receptor signaling pathway.
CAUAUUACUAUUUAAUGGUUUUUACCACCUGCUAUAACAAUGGAAAAUGUAUCUUAUGAAAUUUUUAUUUUUACUGCAUUCCAGGACUUUGGUAGCAAAAAGGAGGCAUAUUUCUGCCUUUCCCUUAUAGGCUAUAUGUUGAUAAUAAUUUUUAAUUCAUCCUUAGUUAUUUUAAUAUACAAUGAAAAAAAACUUCAUGAGCCCAUGUACAUUUUUCUUUUUCAAAAAUUAAUUUUUGUUUCCUGGAUUUAUCCUAUUUUUAUGGUGUCUAUUGGAGUGAUGUUAUCUGCACGUUUGCCUCUGUGUGGCAAUGAAAUUAAUAGAGUGUACUGCAACAACUGGGAAAUUGUUAAACUAUCCUGUACAGACACAAGUAGUAACAAUAUUUAUGGAUUUUUUGUGAUCUGCACGUUUUUAAUACCUUUCAUUUUCAUUGUUUAUUCAUACAUGAAAAUUCUGUCAGUGUGCUUGAACAGUUCUAGAUCGCAAAAACAUAAAGCUUUUCAAACAUGUCUCCCCCAUUUAGUAACACUGAUCUUUUUUUUAAGCUCUAUACUCUUUGAAUUAAUUGAGAGCAGACUUAAUGCAAAGAGAAUAACAAAUACAUUAAGUAUUGAAGAACCUGAGGAUUUCAAGAUUAAAGUUUGA